AUGUUAUUAUUAGUUUUUAGUAAAUUGUUUUUGCUCAUUUUUGUUAUUUGCUUUGCAGGUACUAUACCUCGUCGAUUUGAGUGCUUUUCGUGUAUGUCAUUAAGUUAUCAGGAACGUUGGGAACACUUGCAAUAUAUUUAUACUGCACCUAAGGUAUUUACAAAUAGAUGCAACGAACCACAACUUUCAAAUCAUAUUCCAACGAUUAUUUGUUCAACUAUGUGUGUAAACUUGCUUGAACCUGAUGUUGAAGCUGGUUUGUUAGCAGCUAUUUUAACAAUUAGUAUGAAUAGAGUAGAUAUUUCUGAUUUGAAUAAUCAUUUGCAGAUCGAUCAGUGCCGUAAUCUACCCCGGGCACAUUUGUAUAAUUUGGAUCGUAAGCAACCUCAUCCAAUUUUUGGUGAUGUACAGCUGUGCACAUGCCAUGGAGAUCGUUGUAAUGGUUCAUCAAAUGCAAUCAAAGAUUCGAAUUACAAUAUUGCGUUAUUAUUGAUCUGUCUUACGGCCUUGUUAAGGAUAUGUAACAGUAACAAUAGUUAA
Molecule: messenger RNA, 540 nt
Organism: Thelazia callipaeda (thelaziosis nematode)
Lineage: Eukaryota; Metazoa; Nematoda; Chromadorea; Rhabditida; Thelaziidae
Source: the annotation of a GenBank genome assembly